Messenger RNA from Sander lucioperca (pikeperch), 2575 nucleotides. RefSeq names its product glucuronokinase with putative uridyl pyrophosphorylase. The coding region runs from base 170 to 2044 and encodes 624 amino acids. The record is from RefSeq and is a predicted model, not a curated record. Gene Ontology annotation, biological process: biosynthetic process. Gene Ontology annotation, molecular function: ATP binding; glucuronokinase activity. NCBI's taxonomy places the organism in Eukaryota, Metazoa, Chordata, Actinopteri, Perciformes, Percidae. The transcript is spliced from 23 exons.
UCGUGAGCAUUGACUGUAAAAUUAUGGUCGUGAGUGUGUUUUAUUUUGAAGGUUGUUUGCGGAAGUAGGUUACAUCAUUGACGCUGGGAGCUAUCUAACCGUAAAGAAUUCUCAACUCCUGCACUAUUUUUAUUGAUUAAAAGGAUAAGGAUAACGUGAAGUUUCACAAAUGAUCUGUAUACUGUUGGUAGCCGGCCACGGCACCGUCUUAGAGGCACAAAUUAAGAAUGAUGACACAGGCUUAUACAGCCACCUAACUGGCAUACCAAAGGCUUUACUCCCUGGCAUCGGAGGAAAGAAGAUCCUUGACUUUUGGUGGGAAAUGGUCAAAAUGCGACAACUGUUCACAGAAGUGUAUCUGGUCACUAAUGCAGAUAAGUAUAAGCACUAUGAACGCUGGGCCACAGCAAAUGACUUCCCGGUGGAAAACGUUGUAAAUGACGGCAGCACUACGUUGGAGGACCGUCUCGGGGCCGUGGCUGACCUGGAGCUGGCCAUACGCAGCCGCAAGCUGCAGGAUGAUAUCAUUGUGCAGAUCGCAGGAGACAUGCUGUGUGCAGACCAGAACUUUGAUAUUGCUCAAGUUAUCCGUUUCUUCAGAUCAGAGCAGCCUGGAGAGCUGAUCAUAUACUACGAGCUGGAGGAAAGUGAGAAAAGCAGCUCCAGGGGCAUUGUGGAGGUUUGCCAAGACACCCAUAGGAUAACUCGCUUUUUGGAGAAACCGCAGGAAGGGCUGACAGGAUCCCGCCUGGCCAGCGUGGUGUUUUACUGCAUUCGGAGAGACACACUGUCCUACCUGUCUGACUUCCUCAGAAUGCAGCCUCAAGCCACCGACAGGUCCUUCGGACGAUUCUGGGAGUGGCUCAUUAACGAGAAGCAACUCGAUGUGUUUGGGAUGAAGCUUCCUACUGGCUUCCAGCUCAUUGGACAAGUGGGCCUGUCAGACUACACCAAGUGGCUCACCCACUACUCUACCAAGCAACAAGAUAAUCCUGCUAAACCAAUAACAUACAGAUCAUUUGCUAGGGUUGGCUUAAUGGGGAACCCCUCAGACGGCUUCAACGGAAAAACCAUCGCUAUGUCCAUCUCUAACUUCUGGGCCGAGGUCACUCUAGUGGAGAGCCAGACUUUGGUUUUAGUCCCUCAUCCACUCAAUGACCCCACAGAGUUUGGAAGCUUGCAAGAUCUGUUCUGUAUCAGCAGGAAGGAAGGGUACCUGGGAGGUCUGCGGCUACUGCAGGCUACCUGUAAGAAGUUCUACCAGUUCUGCUCCAAACAAGGUAUUGCUUUGACAAAGCAGAACUUUACACUGAAGUACGACACCAACAUUCCUCGGCAAGUGGGCCUUGCUGGAAGCAGUGCCAUUGUCUCAGCUACCCUGAAGUGUCUUAUGAAAUUCUACAACAUCACAGACAACGAUCUCCCAAAGCCGAUCCGAGCCAACUUCAUUCUCAACGUAGAGACUGAUGAACUUUUCAUCACUGCUGGCCUGCAGGACAGAGUUGUUCAGGUCUAUGAAGGCUUAGUCUACAUGGAUUUCAGCAAGAAGCUCAUGGAAGAGCAGGGCUACGGGAACUAUGUUUCUAUGGACAUGAUUGGACUCCCACUGUUCUGGCUGGCGUACCUGAGCGACCCCAGUGACUCUGGACGCAUCCACAGCAACAUCAGACAGCGCUGGCUCAGUGGGGAGCUUCUGGUAGUUGAAGCCAUGAAGACUUUUGCAGAGCUGACUGAUGAAGCGAGGACGGCUCUGCAGGACAAAGACUGGAGGCGUCUGGCACAACUGAUGGACCAGAACUUUGAGCUGCGGAGGUCUGUCUACACUGAUGACUGUCUGGGUCCUGGGAAUCUCAGGAUGGUUCAGCUGGCGAGGCAGUUUGGCUCAGCGGUGAAGUUACCUGGCAGUGGGGGGGCCGUGGUGGGUCUGUGUCUGGAUGAUGAGCGACUGGUGGAGAUGAGGCAAGCUUUCCAGGAGGCAGGCUGUGUCUUCUGUGUCAUCACACCAUACAACCCAUCUGCCAGCACUGUCAGCGGCCAACACUAACCUCACAUCUCCCCACGACUCAGUCAGGCUACUCAAGGCCAACUCAGGGCCAUCGGUUGUAUAUAGCACAGUGUGGCCCUCAAUGAGGCCCAAUGCCAUUUUCAUAUGACUUAUUAUUACAAUGGACAGCAACGAUCAUAACCAGUUACAUGAUAUUCUAUGAAAGCUAUGAAUAAAAAAUAAUCAGGGUUGCUAAAAGGAUCUUUACUCUUGAUGAUGAGGUGAUAGUUUGUGUAAUAAUAAUGUAUCAGAUUGGUGAAAUUAUGUUUAGUCUAACAUCAGGUAUUGCUUCACUUUGUCCCAAAAAAAAAUGUGAAUCUGCAUUUUUCAAAAUUUUGUUGCAGAUUAUAUGAGAUUAAUUUAAGGUGUAGCGAGUUGACAACCUUGUGUCAAAUGUAUCAAUCACUCACAACAAUGUAAAAAUUAUGUAAUUAUUUUUGUACGUGUGAUACAUAGUUUGUAUAGAUCUAAACACAUCAUCUUUGUAUAAUUAAUGUUUUUGUACACAAAUUAAAAGCAAGUGUUCUCUCA